UGAUUAUUAUAAUUAUGGAUGAAUAAAAAUUCGUUCGAAUGAUGGCGCCAGUUGUUGAAUUCUUACAUGGCUGAUGAUGUUGUCAUGGUGUGUUUGUUUAUUUGAAAAAAAUAUAUCUGGACGUUCUGAAAGGACUGAAAGUACCUGAAGGACAUCAACAUAAUCAUCAUCAUCAAUGGAAGAUACUGAUGAUAAUCCUGGAUUUAUAAAUUUUGAUAAAUUAAUUAAGCUAGUUGCUGAGCAAUCUCCUCAAGGUGAAGCUGGACGAAUUUUUAGUCAAGAUGAUAUCAAACUUGAAGAAGUUCAAGAAUUGAGAAUUGAAUUAUCAAAUAUUUUAAGCCUUGAACUUUUAUGGCCCUUGAAAAAUAUUAGAAAAUUAAUACUCAAUCAUAAUUUGAUUGAAAAAAUUGAAAAGAUUGAUCAACUUGUUCAUUUAAAUGAACUGGAUUUGUCAUUUAAUAAAAUUUCAAUUAUGGAAAAUAUGGAUAAACUUGUUAAUUUAGAAAUUAUUAUUUUAACGGGUAAUAAAAUUUCAAAUAUUCAAGGAAUUGAUGAAUCGAAAAAAUUAAAAAUUUUUAGCAUUGCGGAUAAUCAGAUUGACACUUGGGAUCAUUGUAUUUGAGAAAAUUUAAAAAUUUAAAAAGUCUAAAUAUGGAUGGUAAUCCAUGCUCAUUAAUUGAAGGAUAUAAAAAUUAUUUAAUGGCAUUUAUUCCACAAUUAAAAUAUUUGUCAUAUAAAUUAAUAAGUGAUGAUGAAAAAAAAACAUCAAGAGAUAUACAUAGAUUGGCAAUAUUAAAAAUUGAAGAAGAGGAAGAAAAAUUACAUGAAUUGUUGAUUAAAAAAAAUAUAUCAGAUGAAAAAUAUAAAUAUGAGAAGGAAGCAUUUGUUGAUAAUUUAGAUGACGAUUUGUUAUUUAUAAAAAUAUU
Molecule: messenger RNA, 926 nt
Organism: Aphidius gifuensis
Lineage: Eukaryota; Metazoa; Arthropoda; Insecta; Hymenoptera; Braconidae
Product: dynein regulatory complex subunit 3-like
Exons: 3
Coding region: 176-622 (148 amino acids)
Molecular function (GO): protein binding
Source: RefSeq, a predicted model, not a curated record